UUCUCAGCCGGCGGAGACGCCGCCGCCGCCGCCACACCUAGUGGAGGAGCCCGGGAGGGCGGCUCGGUGGGGGCUGGGGACGGAAGGGCGGCGGGCAGAAGGCAGGAGGCUGCGGGGGAAGGGACCCCUAGGCGUCCGCCGCUGCUCGCUCAGUCACCCGCGCGGAAUUGGGGCGCAAGGGCCAUGGGCGCGCUCCCCUGAGGCGGAGGUCGCGGGCGGGAGGGGAGGAGGCCGCAGAGAGGUUGCGGUGGCCGCGGGCCGGUGACUGGGCGCGAGAAGGCCGGCGGCGGCGGCACCACUAUCACCACCACCACAACCACCACCACCACCACCAACCACCUUCACCUUCACCAUGUCGCGCUCCGUGCUGCAGCCCAGUCAGCAGAAGCUGGCGGAGAAGCUCACCAUCCUCAACGACCGGGGCGUCGGCAUGCUCACCCGCCUCUACAACAUCAAGAAGGCAUGUGGAGACCCCAAGGCAAAACCAUCCUACCUUAUUGACAAAAAUCUGGAAUCUGCUGUGAAGUUCAUAGUCAGAAAGUUCCCUGCUGUAGAAACCCGCAACAACAAUCAACAGCUUGCACAGCUACAGAAAGAAAAAUCAGAGAUUCUGAAAAAUCUGGCAUUAUAUUACUUCACAUUUGUAGAUGUUAUGGAAUUCAAGGACCAUGUUUGUGAAUUGCUCAAUACUAUUGAUGUUUGCCAAGUCUUCUUUGAUAUUACUGUAAACUUUGAUUUAACAAAGAACUACUUAGAUUUGAUCAUAACCUAUACAACACUAAUGAUACUUCUCUCUCGAAUCGAAGAAAGGAAGGCAAUCAUUGGAUUGUAUAACUAUGCUCAUGAAAUGACCCAUGGAGCAAGUGACCGAGAAUAUCCACGCCUUGGUCAGAUGAUUGUGGAUUAUGAAAACCCUUUAAAGAAGAUGAUGGAAGAAUUUGUGCCCCAUAGUAAGUCUCUUUCAGAUGCACUAAUUUCUCUUCAGAUGGUAUAUCCUCGAAGGAAUCUUUCAGCCGACCAGUGGAGAAACGCCCAGUUACUGAGUCUCAUCAGUGCACCCAGUACAAUGCUUAAUCCUGCACAGUCUGACACUAUGCCUUGUGAAUAUCUGUCUUUGGAUGCAAUGGAAAAAUGGAUUAUCUUUGGCUUUAUUUUGUGCCAUGGAAUCCUCAAUACUGAUGCAACAGCACUGAACCUUUGGAAGCUAGCUCUUCAAAGUAGCUCUUGCCUCUCUCUCUUUCGGGAUGAAGUUUUCCACAUUCACAAAGCUGCAGAAGACUUAUUUGUAAACAUACGAGGUUAUAAUAAACGUAUUAAUGACAUAAGAGAAUGCAAAGAGGCAGCAGUAUCACAUGCUGGUUCAAUGCACAGAGAAAGACGCAAGUUUUUAAGGUCUGCACUGAAAGAACUGGCUACAGUCCUUUCUGAUCAACCUGGCUUGCUGGGUCCCAAGGCGCUUUUUGUUUUUAUGGCAUUAUCCUUUGCCCGUGAUGAAAUUAUCUGGCUACUUCGUCAUGCAGAUAACAUGCCAAAGAAGAGUGCAGAUGACUUUAUAGAUAAGCACAUUGCUGAAUUAAUAUUUUACAUGGAAGAGCUUAGAGCACAUGUAAGGAAAUAUGGACCUGUAAUGCAGAGGUACUAUGUGCAGUAUCUUUCGGGCUUUGAUGCUGUUGUCCUCAAUGAACUUGUGCAGAAUCUUUCUGUUUGCCCAGAAGAUGAAUCCAUCAUCAUGUCCUCUUUUGUUAACACUAUGACUUCCCUAAGUGUAAAGCAAGUUGAAGAUGGGGAAGUGUUUGAUUUCAGAGGGAUGAGAUUAGAUUGGUUUAGAUUACAGGCAUAUACUAGUGUGUCUAAGGCUUCGCUUAGCCUUGCAGAUCACAGAGAACUUGGAAAGAUGAUGAAUACAAUAAUUUUUCAUACAAAAAUGGUGGAUUCCUUGGUGGAAAUGUUGGUGGAAACAUCAGAUCUCUCCAUAUUUUGUUUUUAUAGUCGUGCUUUUGAGAAGAUGUUUCAACAGUGUUUGGAGUUACCCUCUCAGUCAAGAUACUCAAUUGCUUUUCCACUACUUUGCACUCAUUUUAUGAGUUGCACACAUGAACUGUGUCCGGAAGAGAGACAUCAUAUUGGCGAUCGCAGUCUUUCCCUAUGUAAUAUGUUCCUGGAUGAAAUGGCCAAACAAGCUAGAAAUCUUAUAACUGAUAUUUGCACAGAACAGUGUACACUUAGUGACCAGUUGCUGCCCAAGCAUUGUGCCAAAACGAUUAGUCAAGCGGUGAAUAAGAAGUCAAAAAAACAAACUGGUAAGAAAGGGGAACCUGAAAGGGAAAAGCCAGGAGUUGAGAGCAUGAGGAAAAACAGGCUGGUAGUGACCAACCUUGAUAAAUUGCACACUGCACUUUCUGAGCUGUGUUUUUCUAUAAAUUAUGUACCAAACAUGGUGGUUUGGGAACAUACCUUUACCCCACGAGAAUAUUUGACUUCUCAUCUGGAAAUCCGCUUUACUAAGUCAAUUGUUGGAAUGACUAUGUAUAAUCAAGCCACACAAGAAAUUGCAAAACCAUCAGAGCUUCUAACAAGUGUAAGAGCAUACAUGAGUGUACUUCAGUCAAUAGAAAACUAUGUGCAAAUUGAUAUUACAAGAGUAUUUAAUAAUGUUCUUCUUCAACAAACACAACAUUUAGACAGUCAUGGAGAGCCAACCAUUACAAGUCUAUAUACAAACUGGUACCUGGAAACUUUGUUAAGACAAGUCAGUAAUGGUCAUAUAGCAUAUUUCCCUGCAAUGAAAGCAUUUGUGAACUUACCUACAGAAAAUGAAUUAACAUUCAAUGCAGAGGAGUAUUCUGACAUAUCAGAAAUGAGGUCCUUAUCAGAACUGCUAGGCCCAUAUGGUAUGAAGUUCCUAAGUGAAAGCCUUAUGUGGCAUAUUUCAUCACAAGUUGCUGAACUUAAGAAACUUGUGGUGGAGAAUGUUGAUGUGCUAACACAAAUGAGGACCAGCUUUGACAAACCAGACCAGAUGGCUGCACUCUUUAAAAGAUUAUCAUCUGUUGACAGUGUCUUGAAGAGGAUGACAAUAAUUGGUGUAAUUUUAUCCUUCCGCUCAUUGGCACAAGAAGCACUUAGAGAUGUCUUGUCCUACCACAUUCCUUUUCUUGUAAGUUCAAUUGAAGAUUUCAAGGAUCACAUUCCAAGGGAAACUGAUAUGAAGGUUGCAAUGAAUGUGUAUGAGUUAUCAUCAGCUGCUGGAUUACCUUGUGAGAUUGAUCCUGCCCUGGUCGUAGCUCUCUCUUCACAAAAAUCAGAAAACAUAAGUCCAGAAGAAGAGUAUAAAAUUGCCUGUCUUCUCAUGGUCUUUGUGGCAGUUUCUUUGCCAACACUAGCCAGCAAUGUGAUGUCUCAGUAUAGCCCUGCUAUAGAAGGGCACUGCAACAACAUACAUUGCUUGGCCAAAGCCAUCAACCAGAUCGCUGCAGCUUUGUUUACAAUUCACAAAGGAAGCAUUGAAGACCGUCUUAAAGAAUUUCUGGCGCUUGCAUCCUCCAGUCUACUGAAAAUUGGCCAGGAGACAGAUAAAACAACAACAAGAAAUAGAGAAUCUGUUUAUUUACUGCUAGAUAUGAUUGUGCAGGAAUCUCCAUUUCUAACAAUGGAUCUUUUGGAAUCUUGUUUUCCUUAUGUUUUGCUGAGAAAUGCAUACCAUGCUGUCUACAAGCAAAGUGUUACAUCGUCUGCAUAAAAUACCUAUUGAAGACAAGCACGCAUUUUUGUUGCCUCAGUUUUACCUGUAAACUGUGGAGCUAUUUUACCUUAAGGCCUGAAAAACAGUUUUGUGGAUUAUAAAUUUCUUUCAUAUGGUUGUGUUUUCUGAUCAUUGGUUUCUUAAUAUUGUUGUACUACAAUAUACUUGGUUGAUUUAGGUUGCACACUCACUGAAUUCACAAAAAUUAUUCCUAUAAUUUUUAGAGUAUUGUUUGAAAAAUAUACAUUAUCUAUGUUUUUGAUAUUUGAUAAUGAAAAAAACCUUUGCUUGUUUAUUUCUGAAAAAAGAAUUGUAUUUAGUGAUUAUUUUAGAUAGUGAUAUAGCAUUCAUCUGUGUGUAAAUUAUUUCAUAUAGGAAGAGUUCUGAUCUGUACUUAUGGUUCUUAUUGAAAACAAAACUGGAUGUGCAUUUCUGUGAUGUUAUGAAUACAUUCCUACUUUAUUUUGAAACAUUUGCCAAACUAAAUACUAUAACACUGUAUAACAUUAAAAAUGUUAAAGGACUGCUUAGCAUUAGAAGCAGACUAUGUCCCGAAAUUCUAAAACAACAACAUAUGUUGUUGCUUGUAUAAAGCCUAGUGAUAAUUAAUUUUUAGACUAACUUCCAUGGUGCCCUACUGGCAUUAGCACUACCAUUGUACCCUGCUGUAUAAUAAACAAUCUUAGACAUUUA
Molecule: messenger RNA, 4435 nt
Organism: Phyllostomus discolor (pale spear-nosed bat)
Lineage: Eukaryota; Metazoa; Chordata; Mammalia; Chiroptera; Phyllostomidae
Gene: NCKAP1
Product: NCK associated protein 1
Exons: 31
Coding region: 353-3739 (1128 amino acids)
Biological process (GO): cortical actin cytoskeleton organization; cell migration; neuron projection morphogenesis
Cellular component (GO): SCAR complex
Source: RefSeq, a predicted model, not a curated record